AAGGCGAGCAAGCACCGGAGAAUCCGAGCGAAGACAAGACAAGGACGGGUCUAGCCUGAUGCUUGCGAUUACAUCCUUUCGUCAGGAUCGUUGUCGACGAUGAUCAAGGCUGGAGAUGAUAGUUUGAAGGAUCAUGUUUCAGCUAUCAUGUGACGAGUGACAAGAUAUCCCUUGAGUUUCUUCGAGCUUAAUCCAACCUACGAUGCCAGGAGGCAUUCGUCCAAGCUCCGCGCUGCCUGCUCACAGGCAGAACGAGCUCGGACCAGCCCAGGAUGUGCUGAAGGGGAGGAGACCUGUAUCGGCAGGGUACAGGCAAAGCAAUCAUCUGUUCAACCUCACCCGACCAAAGUCAGCGGCUCCCAGCUUCUUCGGACAAGUUGUGUACGCUGAGGACGACGGCUUGAAGCCUCCUCGCUCCUCCAGCGGAGUCUUCGGCUCAUGGCAGGGCAAGAAGUUUGUGUACGUCGAGCACCAAGGAGCAGAAAGGAGCUCGUUGGAAGGGAUACAGAAGAACAGCUUGUUUGCUGUCAGUGAGGAAGGAAGUUUGAACGUGAAGGGGUUUCAACGGAGGACGACGAGCCGUCUGAGCAAGACUGACCGGUCCUCUCUCCUCAAGAAGAUCCGAGUGAACAACCUGGUAGGAGCAGAGCAGCAGCUCACGACAGGAAGCUCCAGCGCUUUCGUUCCUCGGCUGAGGCCGCGGUCAGCUGGAGGGAGCAACUUGCAGGGCAUGGGAGAGGAGCGUGGGUACGAUCCUCUCUCCUCCAGGUUGAAAUCCCCCCAGUCAUCGCCGAGACGAGCGACCCCAAGGGAUCGCCGAGCUCAUCCUCGCAGCGGGCAGCUGCUGGCUGACCUGAACCUGGCGAGCAUGGCGGAGUCGGACGUUGUGUACGAGCUGCUGAUAGAGCCUGUCGGCACCUCCCUCAGCGUCGACGGAGAGCGGGGAGGCGCCAAGUUUUGUGACGAUUCCUUCCCUCCCACGGAAGUUUCUAUCUUGGGGGAGGAGGGGAGCCAAGUGCAAGACGAGCAGGAGCAGGAGAGGAAGCAGCAGCUGGCGGAUCAGAUCCACGGGUGGUUUAGGCCAGAGGAGUUCGUUCCUGCUGACCAGAAGCCCAUCCUCUUCGCAGCGAGCGGCGCCAUGUCCAACGUGAAGCAGGGGAUGCUCAAGAACUGUCACUUCCUCGGGGCUCUCUCAGUCAUCGCCUGCCGGCCCGACAUGGUGGAGCAGAUCUUCGGGCCCCUGAAGCAGGUGGACCCCAACGUGUCCCACUCCUACCUGCUCGACCGAGGCAUCAUCACCGUCCAGCUGUACAAGGACUGCGCCUGGCACGACGUGACUGUAGACACUCGCAUCCCUUGUGUCAUCGACCCCAGCAGCGGAGGUUUCGUCCCUGCCUUCGGCCGCUGCGUGUCCCCUGCCCAGGUAUGGGUCCAGCUGUUGGAGAAAGCCUACGCGAAGCUGCACGGCUCCUACGCGGCGAUCGAGACGGGGAAGAUAAGCGAGGCGCUGGCAGACCUGACGGGAGGAGUGACGGAGACCAUCGACACCAAGGGGAGGGAGGGGCUGGAGCGAAUCAAGACAGGAAGCCUGUGGCGGCAGCUGCAGGAGGCGAAGAGCGAGGGUCACCUCCUCGCGUGCUCCUUGUCCAUUAGAAACGCUCAGCCUGAGGCCCAGGGCCCCUGCGGGCUGCUGGUGAACCACGGGUACGCCAUCCUCGACGUGGAGACGAUCCCGGACAACGGCUUCCGGCUCGUCAAGGUGCGAAACCCCUGGGGAACCAACAGCGGAGUAUGGGACGGAGACUGGGGAGAGGACAGCGCCCUGUGGUCCAUCUACCCCGAAGUCUCGAAGCAUCUCGGGAGGAUGCAGGAGCCAGGAGUGUUCUGGAUGUCGUACGAAGACCUUGUCGAUCGGUUCAACAAGCUCUACAUCUGCCGCGUCUUCCCCCUCAACUGGCACAACUUGUGCGUGAGAAGCGAGUGGACGCAGUCGACAGCAGGAGGAGGCGAAUCGGACCCCACAUGGUUUCUCAACCCUCAGUUCAGGUUGUGCGUCCCCAGCUCUUCUACCGUCGUCAUCACAGUCGCUCAGUUCGACAGCAGAGUGCAAGGCAGAGAGCUAGAGCUGGUCCCUGCCGGCAUCACGGUCCUCAAGGCGAAGAAGGGGUCGUUCCCGAGCCGGGUGUGGAGGGUGGAGGACGGGGUGGUGGUAGCGCAGCAGUACCCCGUGCGAUCGAGAGACGUGUCAUUGACGGUGAAGUUGCAUGCUGACACCUUAUACUACGUCAUCCCCUACACCAGCAGCACCACCAAGACCGCUCCCUUCACCCUCAGGCUCUACAGCAGCGGAGUCGUGGAGCUGCAGCGAGUACCCCCCCUUAGCAAGGUCAGUGUGCGAGGGCAGUGGACGGACAGGACGGGAGGAGGGCCCGUGGACUCUCCGACCUUCUUCAACAAUCCGCAGUAUGUGGUGAAGGUGGUGGAAGAGGAGAAACGACUUGAAGGAGCCUCGAUGAUUUCCUUUGCAAAUCACGACGUCGAAGUGCUGUUGACAAAAGCCGAGGACAACCUUGAGGCGAGCUCCUCCUCCUCGUUGGACCUCGAAGACGAGGGGCGUCGCUCCCAGCAGCCUUGUACCGUUGGCUUGUCGGUGUUGCGAGGAGAGUCAAGAGUCAUUGACUUUCCCGCCAAAGAGACCAUGGUUCACUCGGGAAUGGAGUAUGGCAGAAAAGUUGCACGAGUGCAAACAAAAUGUCGGACAAGAUCGUCUUUUAUCGUUAUACCAUGGACGACCACACCGAAAACCGACAGCUUCUUCACUCUCAACCUGUACAGUGAAGGGCAGGUUCAGGUCGACAAGAUCCCUGAUGUUCGCCGCCUCUCCGUCAUGGGCGAAUGGCGAGGACAGUCGGCAGCUGGGUCACACCUGAACACGUCCUGGAGCAGCAACCCGCAAUUCUUCCUCUUCGUGCCUCCCCCUGUCUCCACCAAGCCCAACGUGAAGGUGACUCUGAGUUACCGCGGGAACUGGGAGGCGAAGAGAGCACGAGACCCCAUCGGUUGCAUGAUCGGCAUCUACGCUCUCCAGUGCCCUCAGAGCUUCAUCGACCGCGAGAGAGCCUUCCCCGGCCCAGGCAUCAAGCGAGAGGCGCUCGACCGGCUGACCCUCGAGAGACCUGAUUACGAACGGCGACUAGUCGACACGGUCUUCGUCCCUAACGACUCGGUGGUCGUCAACUUGGACAAGAUUCGACCAUCGAACAGACCUUACCUCCUUCUUCCUACCACCUACUCCAACGGAAAGUCGGGCGGCUUCACUCUCGAAGUGAUCGCAAACGUUGAGAUCUUUCUGUUCGAAGCCAACCAAUAAUUCUUGAACCUUUGGACAGCGCUGGUUUGACCGCAUGACCUACUUUCAUGAUGGUGGUGCGAAAGCAUGGAGAGUGCCCGGGCAGAGCGUUGGAGAUCUUAAAUGUAAAUGUGCCAUCGUAACUUACUUCUGUGACUUUAGUAAGAGUACAAAUCCAAAUCCUUC
Guillardia theta CCMP2712 is the source of this 3535-nucleotide messenger RNA. RefSeq lists its product as hypothetical. Gene Ontology annotation, cellular component: cytoplasm. The record is from RefSeq and is a predicted model, not a curated record. Gene Ontology annotation, biological process: proteolysis. Gene Ontology annotation, molecular function: calcium-dependent cysteine-type endopeptidase activity. The coding region runs from base 203 to 3370 and encodes 1055 amino acids. Lineage: Eukaryota; Cryptophyceae; Pyrenomonadales; Geminigeraceae. The transcript has 11 exons.